Messenger RNA from Caenorhabditis briggsae, 219 nucleotides. Bases 1 to 219 code for a protein of 72 amino acids. The record is from RefSeq and is a predicted model, not a curated record. Lineage: Eukaryota; Metazoa; Nematoda; Chromadorea; Rhabditida; Rhabditidae. The transcript is spliced from 2 exons.
AUGACCGGAAGACAAAAGUCGGAAGCAAGGAGCCAAAAUUUCGAAAAACUCUGGAAGAAGCAUUGCUUCUGUACUUUCAAAAGUUACUUCGAAACAACAAUCAACAUCAUCUUCUGCUCAUCGUCAUCGACUGAGGCAAAAAUGGACAAAACGAGAAGCUCCGAUGCUGUUUCAGCCAGUUCGACAACAGCGGAAGAGAAUAAUAUAAAUUUUAAUUAA